CAAGAUGGUGGCGCCCAGUGGUACCAUGAGCGAUUCGGAGAGCAGCAGCAGCAGCAACAGUGAUGCCGAGGAGCUGGCGCGGUGCCGCGAGGCGGCGACGCCCGCCUGGGGGCUGGAGCAGCGCCCGCUGGAAGCAGAGAAACCCAGAGCCGGUGCUGCGGGGAAACAAGCACCAGCCUCCCAGCCAAGCCGCAGGCGUGAGGUGAACCAGCAUGACGAAGAUGGCAACGAGCUUCAGACUACUCCUGAGUUCCGAGCCCAUGUGGCCAAGAAGCUGGGCGCGCUGCUGGACAGCUCCAUCGCCAUCUCAGAAGUAUGGAAGAAACCACGAGAGGAGGAGGUACAGCAGGCGGCAGGCGAGGACGGCUUCCGCCUCUUCUUCACAUCCAUCCCCGGAGGCCACGAGAAGGAAGCUUCUCCGAGACCCCACAGGAAGCGCCAGCCCCCCAGCUCCAGCAGCAGUGAGGACAGUGGCGAGGAAUGGCAGCGCUGCCGGGAGGCGGCUGUGUCUGCGUCAGAUAUUCUCCAGGAGUCAGCCAUACACUGCCCUGUCAAGGUGGAGAAGGAGGCCAAGAAGAAGAAGAAGAAGAAGAAGAAGAAGAAGAAGAAGAAGAAGCUGAAAAAGAAAGCCCAGGAGGAAGCUGACAUUGACUUGGCUGGAGCCACAGGCCUAAAACAGGUAAAGGAAGCAGGCAGCAUCAACGGGGACCCGGUGACACUGGGGACCAAGAAGAAGAAAAGGAAGAAAAAGGCCAAGAAAGCCAGAGCGGCUUCCCCUAGCCCACCAGCAGAGUGUGCAGUGGCUGAGCCUGAGAACUGACCCCAGGCUGUAGGUACCAUGGCUACUAGCCCUGAGGAUGAAGCACCUGUGGGGUCAAGACAGAGCCAAGCCACACUCCCCCCAGGUUCCAGCAUUGACUCUGCCCACAAAUGACUUCAGCUGGGCUUUGCUCAAGAGUCCACACAGAGAAGCCGGUGUGUGGGGAGAAGCCUGGAUGGACUUGCGGUUCCAGAGCCUUCCGUCACCUCAGGAAGAACGGCUCUUUCAGCUUUUGAGACUGAAUCUCAGAGCUUCCAUCUCCCCCACCUGCCAAGCCCAGUGUGACUAUGGUCUUUAAGAAUGAGGGGAGAAGGCUCCAAGCUACUAAGGCCCAGAAAAACUUUUGUGCCUCUCCCCCAGCCUAUGUCCCCCAGACAUAACAUUGUGUGGAAAAGAAGGAAAGCUAUUCCCCACCUUUUUUUCCCCCCACAGUUUUCUUCCCCCAGAUUUGUUACUAAGCUAUCCAUAAUGACAUGUCUAAGUCAGUUCAUUCCCUGAAAACCGGGUGCCAGAGUGCUGAGGGCCUACUUAGUGGUGGGGUGCAGGCUUGGGUACAAGGCCCCAAGUUUUGCCUACCAGCAUCAAAGAGAAAAAGGAAAUUAAAUUACCAGGUAACCCCAGAUGUAGACUGGGUACUAUCCCUGGUCAGUACUGA
Psammomys obesus (fat sand rat) is the source of this 1475-nucleotide messenger RNA. It is a transcript of the gene CUNH12orf43, whose product is annotated as chromosome unknown C12orf43 homolog. Gene Ontology annotation, biological process: negative regulation of Wnt signaling pathway; Spemann organizer formation; Wnt signaling pathway. The coding region runs from base 5 to 820 and encodes 271 amino acids. The record is from RefSeq and is a predicted model, not a curated record. The transcript is spliced from 6 exons. NCBI's taxonomy places the organism in Eukaryota, Metazoa, Chordata, Mammalia, Rodentia, Muridae.